Messenger RNA from Toxotes jaculatrix (banded archerfish), 1513 nucleotides. RefSeq names its product solute carrier family 25 member 11 (gene slc25a11). Bases 150 to 1064 code for a protein of 304 amino acids. Gene Ontology annotation, cellular component: mitochondrial membrane. Gene Ontology annotation, molecular function: antiporter activity; malate transmembrane transporter activity; oxaloacetate transmembrane transporter activity. The record is from RefSeq and is a predicted model, not a curated record. NCBI's taxonomy places the organism in Eukaryota, Metazoa, Chordata, Actinopteri, Toxotidae. Gene Ontology annotation, biological process: phosphate ion transmembrane transport; malate transmembrane transport; mitochondrial transport. The transcript is spliced from 10 exons.
GUGUCUUUGGACGUGCCCGUUACAGAGUCACCUUGCCCCGGCUGCUGCUGCUGCUGCACCCCAGAGAGAAGGUGGACCGUCCGGCCCAGAGGCACACAGAAGCGGGAAUCUGACCGGGGACUCUGUGGCCACUGACCGACCAGGGAAACAUGGCGGAGGCAAAGCCCAAGACCUCUCCGAAGGCCAUCAAGUUUCUGUUCGGAGGCUUGGCCGGGAUGGGUGCGACAGUCUUUGUGCAGCCGUUGGAUCUGGUGAAGAACAGGAUGCAGCUGAGCGGUCAGGGGACGAAGGCUCGGGAAUAUAAAACCAGCUUCCACGCUCUGUUCUCCAUCCUGAGGAACGAGGGCGUCCGAGGCAUCUACACCGGUCUGUCAGCAGGUUUGCUGCGUCAGGCGACCUACACGACGACUCGUCUGGGAAUCUACACCAUCCUGUUUGAGAAGAUGACCGGAGCCGACGGACGGCCGCCGAACUUCUUCCUCAAGGCUCUGAUCGGUAUGACAGCUGGAGCUACAGGAGCUUUUGUGGGGACUCCAGCAGAGGUCGCUCUAAUCAGGAUGACAGCGGACGGACGGCUUCCUCCUGACCAGAGGAGAGGUUACACCAACGUCUUUAACGCUCUGGCUCGAAUCAGCAGAGAGGAGGGCGUGUCCACGCUGUGGAGGGGUUGUGUUCCGACCAUGGCUCGAGCGGUGGUGGUGAACGCGGCUCAGCUGGCCUCCUACUCUCAGUCCAAACAGGCGCUGCUGGACUCAGGGUAUUUCAGGGACGAUAUUCUGUGUCAUUUCUGUGCCAGUAUGAUCAGUGGCCUGGUUACGACCGCAGCCUCCAUGCCCGUCGACAUCGUAAAGACCAGGAUCCAGAACAUGAGGAUGAUCGACGGGAAGCCGGAGUAUAAAAACGGUUUGGAGGUGCUGAUGCGAGUCGUAGGUAAAGAAGGCUUCUUCUCCCUGUGGAAAGGUUUCACUCCGUACUACGCUCGACUCGGACCUCACACCGUCCUCACCUUCAUCUUCCUGGAGCAGAUGAACCGCCUCUACAAGACCUACGUCCUCGACCGCUAACGCACAACACACACACACACACACACACACACACACACUGCCCUGAAAACACGCACAGCUAGCAAGUUCAGUGAAGCUCAGUGAGAGUCGGUGUUAAAACAGGAUCGUACCAAGUGACAGACUGACACACACACACACACUGGCCCAACAUGGUACGGUCCAACUCCACACACACACACACACACAUUUUAAACUCAGAUUCUUUUUGUAAAGAAAAGAAUGUAAAAUAAAACUUAGUUCAAACAUCAUUUCCUGAUGUUAAUAAUUAAUAAUAACAAAUCUUAUUUGUAGAAUCAUGACACCCCACCCCCCACUCACCCCCCGACCCCUGACAGCACACAGCAUCAUGGGAUUGAUCAGUAACCAUGGUUACAGUGAGACUGAUGAAUAAGCAGAUUGUUAACGUGUGGCUUUGUCUUUGUGAAUAAAGUUUCUCAGCCCCUCGUCUG